AUGUAUGAUUAUCAAUCAACCAGUUUACCACCGAUACGUGCUCGUCAACAACGACCAAGCGGUGUUCAAGUUCAACAACUCUAUGAAAAUAGUCCAGUACAUCAUCCUCAACAAUAUUAUCCGACACAUUUGCGUCAUGUUGGCGGUGGAGAUGGAACAUCGCACAUUGGACAAGCAGCAAUUUCCACAGUAGGAACAACAACUAUUGGUGGAGCAUCGACAUUGUUAAGUAAUAAUAAUAACAAUAAUAAUAAUACAACGAGCUAUCAUAAUGGUGGUACUGUUAUAGCCCAACCAUCAUCCGAACAAUCGUUGAGAAAAAGUCCAAGUGGUGAUAGUCAAGCAUCUUUACGUUCAACAUCUCAACAAAAACGUCAGACAAAUGCACUUGAUCCAGAAACAGCUAUGAAAUCGUAUAUGUCGAAACUAACUACAUUCGAACGUCACGAAAUAUUUAGUUUUUCACAGAUCUAUUUUGUUGGACAAAAUGCAAGAAAACGGCAAGGAGUAGGUGGUGGUCCAAAUAAUUGUAAUUAUGAUGAUGAAAAUGGUUAUGAAAUAUUGAAAAUUAUUGGCAAAGGUUCAUUUGGUCUAGUUGUGAAAUGUUAUGAUCAUAAACAUGGCAGUCAAAUAGCAUUAAAAAUUGUUCGUAACGAAAAACGCUUUCAUCGUCAAGCCCAAGAAGAAAUUCGAAUAUUAGAACAUUUAAAAAAACAAGAUCGUGAUAAUACUUUUAACGUAAUACACUUAUACGAAUGGUUUCAAUUUCGUAAUCAUAUUUGCAUCACAUUUGAAUUAUUAUCAAUGAAUCUAUAUGAAUUGAUAAAAAAGAAUCGUUUUCAAGGUUUUAGUUUACAAUUAGUAAGAAAAUUUGCCCAUUCAAUAUUACAAUGUCUAGAUGCUUUAUACAGAAAUAAAAUUAUCCACUGUGAUUUAAAACCAGAAAAUAUUUUAUUGAAACAACAAGGAAGAAGCGGAAUUAAAGGAGUUUACGAGUUUAUACAAGAUCCUGAGGACAGCGUAAAAAUAUCAGUGUAG
Molecule: messenger RNA, 1038 nt
Organism: Didymodactylos carnosus
Lineage: Eukaryota; Metazoa; Rotifera; Eurotatoria; Philodinida; Philodinidae
Source: the annotation of a GenBank genome assembly